Penicillium cataractarum is the source of this 315-nucleotide messenger RNA. Its product is annotated as mitochondrial 37S ribosomal protein bS16m. Gene Ontology annotation, cellular component: mitochondrial small ribosomal subunit; ribosome. Gene Ontology annotation, biological process: mitochondrial translation. The coding region runs from base 1 to 315 and encodes 104 amino acids. The record is from RefSeq and is a predicted model, not a curated record. The transcript has 3 exons. Gene Ontology annotation, molecular function: structural constituent of ribosome. Lineage: Eukaryota; Fungi; Ascomycota; Eurotiomycetes; Eurotiales; Aspergillaceae.
AUGGUUCUUCGGAUUCGUCUGGCCCGCUUUGGCAACAAGCACACGCCUUUCUACAACAUUGUUGUUGCGCAGGCUCGGUCUGCCCGCGGCGCAAAGCCCCUCGAGGUUAUCGGCACCUACAACCCCAUCCCGAAGAAGCCGACGAACCUGUACGACGACAAUGCCAAUGCGCGCCCAUACAAGGAAAUUGCCCUUGACCGGGCGCGUGCCAAGUACUGGCUCGGUGUCGGCGCACAGCCUAGUGACCCGGUGUGGAAGUUGAUGGGCAUGGCUGGUCUUGUUGAGCCGAAGCCCACUACCUUCCACAAGGCAUAA